AAACAUUAUGUAUGAGAUCUGAAUAGACUUGAAAUUGAAAACCAAAGUAAACAAUAUCCUAAAAUUAAUAUGGGAUGCAAUUAGGACCCAGUAAUCCGAAUAUCAAAGUGGAGCUAAUUUCAAGUUAAUUUGAUUCAUUUUUUCUUGUUUAGUUUUCUUCAGCAGAAACCAAUAAACUUCUUUUUGAACGAACAAUUUUGAACUUGCAAUCUCUUUUCCGACUCAGUCAACCGAUCACUGAGAGGCUGCCCAUCCAUGGCAACCGACUUCAAAUCAAUCCCAAUUAUAGAUAUUAGUCCAUUAGUGGCAAAGUGUGAUGAUCCAAAGAGAGUUCAAGACCCAGAUGUUCUUGAAGUUGUUGGACAAUUAGACCAGGCUUGUAGAGAAGCUGGAUUCUUCUAUGUGAAGGGACAUGGUAUACCCGAUUCCCUCAUUAAAGAUGUUAAGAAUGUGACACGCAAAUUUUUUGAUCUUCCCUAUGAAGAAAAGUUGAAAAUCAAGUUGAGUGCUGCUGCUGGAUACAGGGGAUAUCAGAGGAUCGGAGAAAACAUAACCAAAGGCAUUCCUGAUAUGCAUGAAGCCAUCGAUUGUUAUAGAGAGGUAACACCAGGGAUGUAUGGAGCGCUUGGCAAGAUCAUUGAAGGAGUUAAUCAAUGGCCACAUGAUCCACCUUAUUUCAAAGUACUGAUGGAGGAGUAUAUCAGCUUUUGCACAGACUUGUCAAGAAAAAUUAUGCGGGGAAUUGCUCUGGCAUUGGGUGGAUCAGCUGAUGAAUUUGAAGGUGAACGAGCUGGAGAUGCAUUUUGGGUGUUGCGUGUCAUUGGUUAUCCAGGUGUUUCCAAUACAAAUGGCCAAAAUGCACCUGAAAACGACAUAGGAUGUGGAGCUCACACAGACUAUGGUUUGGUGACAUUGGUCAAUCAGGAUGAUGGUAUUACCGCACUUCAGGUGAGAAACCUGUCUGGUGAGUGGAUAUCUGCCCCUCCAAUUCCGGGAACAUUUGUAUGCAACAUUGGAGAUAUGCUGAAGAUUUGGUCUAAUGGUAUGUAUGAUUCCACUCUGCACCGAGUUAUCAACACUUCUCCAAAAUAUCGGGCCUGCGUAGCUUUUUUCUACGAGCCCAACUUCGAUGCUGCAGUGGAGCCUUUAGAUAUUUGUAAGGAGAAGACUGGAGGUAUUAAGAAGUUUGGAAAAGCCGUUUAUGGAGAGCAUCUAGCAAGCAAACUUGAAACCAAUUUUGUUUGAGCUCUAGAUCUUGUUAUUAUCUUGUAUUUGCUAUCGAAUAAUCCCAAGUUGCCGCAACAAGGUUUACUUUGGAUGAAAAAAAAAAACGAAAAAAAGAAGAAAUACAGUACGCAAAUGUUGCAAUCUCAACAUUGAAAGCAACCUCUGUUUUUACCCUAUUGAUUUCGGAGGAAUUUCAUCCCAGUGAAAGUCUACUCUCAACAAUGUGGCACUACAAUGUAACCUUUGUUUUUUUUUUCUAAUGGAUGGAAUGUGGAUGCAAAA
Populus nigra (black poplar) is the source of this 1509-nucleotide messenger RNA. Its product is annotated as probable 2-oxoglutarate-dependent dioxygenase At3g50210. Gene Ontology annotation, molecular function: dioxygenase activity. The transcript is spliced from 12 exons. Bases 256 to 1245 code for a protein of 329 amino acids. NCBI's taxonomy places the organism in Eukaryota, Viridiplantae, Streptophyta, Magnoliopsida, Malpighiales, Salicaceae. The record is from RefSeq and is a predicted model, not a curated record.